Enhydra lutris kenyoni (northern sea otter) is the source of this 5361-nucleotide messenger RNA. RefSeq names its product sulfatase 1. Gene Ontology annotation, molecular function: glycosaminoglycan binding; N-acetylglucosamine-6-sulfatase activity; calcium ion binding. Gene Ontology annotation, cellular component: cell surface; Golgi apparatus; plasma membrane. The record is from RefSeq and is a predicted model, not a curated record. The transcript is spliced from 22 exons. Bases 443 to 3046 code for a protein of 867 amino acids. NCBI's taxonomy places the organism in Eukaryota, Metazoa, Chordata, Mammalia, Carnivora, Mustelidae.
AGCCCGGGCGCGCGGAGGCCAGAGGGGAGGGCGGUGCGGGUCAGAGGCCAGGCCUCCCUGGCUCCCCGCGCCUCGGAGGUCAGGGCAGAUAAGGAACAAUGACUCUCGGCCUGGGGAGGAGGAAGGAAGUCCCGCUGCCACCUUAUCUCUGCUCCUGUGUACGCUCCGGGCUCCCAGAGCUUGUUCUCUAGAGAAGACUUGGAAGGCGGCUUUUGUGCUGACGGCCACCCACCACCCUCUGAAGAAGGCGAUAUUGGCGGAUGACAUGCAGGUUCUCCAAGACAGAAUAAUUGCAGAAAAUCUUCAAAGGACCCCAUCUGCAGAAGUUCUGAAAACCUCUGAGUACAGAAAUUGAUUAUUCAACCAGGAUACCUAAUUCAAGACCUGCAGAAACCAGGAGGCUGAGACAUUCUGUUGGUUUCGUGACAUUGGACCAAACACAAUGAAGUAUACUUGCUGGGCUCUGGUUCUGGCUGUCCUGGGCACAGAGCUGCUGGGGAGCCUCUGUUCGACCGUCAGAUCCCAGAGGUUCAGAGGACGGAUACAGCAGGAGCGAAAGAACAUCCGACCCAACAUUAUUCUUGUGCUCACUGAUGAUCAAGACGUGGAGCUGGGGUCCCUGCAAGUCAUGAACAAAACAAGAAAGAUUAUGGAGCAUGGGGGAGCCACCUUCACCAACGCUUUUGUGACCACCCCCAUGUGCUGCCCCUCCCGGUCCUCCAUGCUCACCGGAAAGUAUGUGCACAACCACAACGUCUACACCAACAAUGAGAACUGCUCCUCACCUUCAUGGCAGGCAAUGCAUGAACCUCGGACUUUUGCUGUAUAUCUUAACAACACCGGCUACAGAACAGCCUUUUUUGGAAAAUACCUCAAUGAAUAUAAUGGCAGCUACAUCCCUCCUGGGUGGCGAGAAUGGCUUGGAUUAAUCAAGAAUUCUCGUUUCUAUAAUUACACUGUUUGUCGCAAUGGCAUCAAAGAAAAGCAUGGAUUUGAUUAUGCAAAGGACUACUUCACAGACUUAAUCACUAACGAGAGCAUUAAUUACUUCAAAAUGUCUAAGAGAAUGUAUCCCCAUAGGCCCAUUAUGAUGGUGAUCAGCCACGCUGCGCCCCACGGCCCCGAGGACUCAGCCCCACAGUUUUCAAAACUGUACCCCAAUGCUUCCCAACACAUAACCCCUAGUUAUAACUAUGCACCAAACAUGGAUAAGCACUGGAUUAUGCAGUACACGGGACCCAUGCUGCCCAUCCAUAUGGAAUUUACAAACAUUCUACAUCGCAAAAGGCUUCAGACUUUGAUGUCGGUGGAUGAUUCUGUGGAAAGGCUGUAUAAUAUGCUCGUGGAGACAGGGGAGCUGGAGAACACUUACAUCAUUUACACCGCUGACCACGGUUACCAUAUCGGCCAGUUUGGACUGGUCAAGGGGAAAUCCAUGCCAUACGACUUUGAUAUCCGUGUGCCUUUCUUUAUUCGUGGUCCAAGUGUAGAACCAGGAUCCAUAGUCCCACAGAUUGUUCUCAACAUUGACCUGGCCCCGACGAUCUUGGACAUCGCUGGGCUCGACACUCCUUCCGAUGUGGAUGGCAAGUCCGUCCUCAAACUUCUGGAUCUGGAAAAGCCAGGUAACAGGUUUCGAACAAACAAGAAAGCCAGAAUUUGGCGUGAUACGUUCCUCGUGGAAAGAGGGAAGUUUUUACGUAAGAAAGAAGAAUCCAGCAAGAAUAUCCAACAGUCAAAUCACUUGCCCAAAUAUGAGAGAGUCAAAGAAUUGUGCCAGCAGGCCAGGUACCAGACAGCCUGUGAACAGCCUGGGCAGAAGUGGCAGUGCAUUGAGGACACAUCUGGCAAGCUUCGAAUUCACAAGUGUAAAGGAUCCGGGGACCUGCUCACGGUCCAGCACAGCACGAGGAACCUCUACGCUCGCGGCUUCCUGGACAAGGACAAAGAUUGCAGCUGCGGAGAGUCUGGCUAUCGUGGAGGCAGAAGCCAGAGGAAGAGUCAAAGGCAGUUCCUGAGAAACCAGGGGACCCCCAAGUACAAGCCCAGAUUUGUCCAUACCCGGCAAACACGUUCCUUAUCCGUCGAAUUUGAAGGCGAAAUAUAUGACAUAAACCUGGAAGAAGAGGAAUUGCAAGUGUUGCGACCCAGAAACAUUGCCAAGCGCCACGAUGAAGGCCACAGGGGGCCCGGAGAUCCCCAGGCUGCCGGAGAUGGGGACGCAAUGCUGGCAGACAGAGACAAUGCCCUGGGCCUGCCCACCACCAUCCGAGUGACCCACAAGUGCUUUAUUCUCCCAAAUGAUACAAUUCACUGUGAGAGAGAACUGUAUCAAUCGGCCAGAGCCUGGAAGGACCACAAGGCGUACAUUGAUAAAGAGAUUGAAGCCUUGCAAGACAAAAUUAAGAAUUUAAGAGAAGUGAGAGGACACCUAAAAAGGAGAAAACCAGAGGAAUGUGCCUGUGGUAAACAGAGCUACUAUAAUAAAGAGAAAGGUGUAAAAAAGCAAGAGAAGGUGAAGAGUCAUCUCCACCCAUUCAAGGAAGCUGCUCAGGAAGUAGACAGCAAACUGCAGCUUUUCAAGGAGAACCGCAGGAGGAAGAAGGAGAGGAAGGAGAAGAAACGCCAGAGGAAGGGGGAGGAAUGCAGCCUGCCUGGCCUCACCUGCUUUACCCACGACAACAACCACUGGCAGACGGCCCCAUUCUGGAACUUGGGAUCGUUCUGUGCCUGCACGAGUUCUAACAACAACACCUACUGGUGUUUGCGGACUGUCAACGAGACGCAUAAUUUUCUUUUCUGUGAGUUCGCCACUGGCUUUUUGGAGUAUUUUGAUAUGAAUACAGAUCCUUAUCAGCUCACCAACACCGUGCACACGGUGGAGCGGGGUAUUUUGAAUCAGCUGCACGUACAACUCAUGGAGCUCAGGAGCUGUCAAGGGUACAAGCAGUGCAACCCAAGACCGAAGGGCCCAGAAGUUGGAAAUAAAGAUGGAGGAAGCUAUGACCUGCACAGAGGACAGUUAUGGGAUGGAUGGGAAGGUUAAUCUGCCCAGCCUCGGGGCCGAUGUCAACUGGCAAGGUCUGGAGGAUUUAUACAGUGUGAACGAAAGUGUCUAUGAGUACAGACAAAACUAUACACUUAGUCUGGUUGACUGGACUAAUUACUUGAAGGAUGUAGAUAGAGUAUUUGCACUGCUGAACGGCCACCAUGAGCAAAAUACAACAAAUAAGACUAGGACUGCUCAAAGCGAUGCGUUCCCGGCUGGAUCUGCUGAACUCUCGGUGCCGGGGGAGGGGGCUUCCGCGGAGUCCGACGAGGACCCGAGUCCUAGCGUUGGGGAAGCGCCUCAUUGGACCCUGCCCGCUGACCUUCCAACCCUGCAUUGGAACCAACCAACAUUCAAUCCAGACACGAAACUUGAAUGGAAUAACGACAUUCCAGAAGCGAGUCAUUUGAAUUCUGAACACUGGAGAAAUCAUAAAACUGAAACGUGGAUGGAGCACGAAGAGGGAAAUCAUCCUGAAACCGACUUCAGCGGCAAUGGCCUCCCGGAGCUGGUCCUCCCGCCCGGCCCCCGGCUGCUGCCCGGGAGCUGGCCACCGCGCGAACUGCCCCGGGCUGGCGGUCCAGGCGAAGACGUUUUUGAAGGUCAGCAGCAUCUUUCGGGGCCCGCUGAUGUGGAUGCCGUUCAUCAGACGAUCGACGCGUCUGCCGGGCAGCGGCCCGCUAACCCCCGUGGCGAGAAGCGGAUGUUGAACAAGGCGAAGAAUGGCAAGACGGGAGCUUACAGAGUCUAGAAGGCAAUGCCUCCUUUCCACUCUCCUCCAAUUAGCGGACAUUGUGACCUUACCCUAAACACAGUAUUUUUGUAACUUUUUAUUAGGAAACUAACAACGAUGAUCAGGACAGCCAACAUUGUACGCUACCCCAGGCACACAGGCGCAGAAGUCAGCGUCCGCGCGAGCAGGAGGCCCGCGGGGACUCGGCGUUGUAAUUCACCAUGUGUCAAGAAUAGAAAGAAAGGUUGACUUGUGUGUGUGCGUUUGUUUGUUUGGGGAGGACUCAAACAGUGGUGUCUUUUGAAAGUGAUAGGGAUAUGUCUAUACAAAUAUUAUCCAAUCAAGAUGGCUAGAAUUGUACCUUUCUGAGUUUCUAAAACUCGACGCCCUCCAUGAAUUUGUCAGCACACUUUCCACUGCCUGCAUAAUGUGGUUUUGAUUCCGUUUUUAACCACUGGACCUUUUCAGUGCCAUCACGUUCAAUGAUUUUGCACUUUGAGAUCAGAAUGCCAUGUCUGUUUGGUUAGUCAUUUUUUUUUUUCCUUCCCAUGGGUAUUUUCAUAGUCUCACUGGCUUUCAGUGUGACCACUGGGAAGCAGACCCCAGGAAUGACACCCAGUACGGAUGACAUAUUGUUCAGUGUACGCUUUUGCCAGAAACACAUUGCAUGCGUUUUCCUCGACUUGCUAAAAUUGAUUAGCAGAAAGGCAUGGCUAACGAUGUUGGCAGUAAAAAUAAAUAAAUCAACAAAACCAAGAUUGCCUGCUCUCUCUGUGCCUAGCCUCAAAGUGUUCAUCUUACGCUUCAGAUUGCUGAAUUUUUAUUAUUUUAUUAACAGGAUAAAAGGACAGACGACUUUUUUUUUUCCUUUCUAUCUUUGUUUUCUUGACCUGGCAAGUCAGGUCAAGUGUAGAGAAAAUAUGCUUAGUCUUGAAUUUGUAUAAGAAAUCUUUUUCAAUAAAACAAACUCAUGAAUGUUUCAUCUCUUAAACACACCAUAUGUGUUAUAUGAUUAUUUUUAAGGACUUCACCAAGUUCUGAUUUUUUUAAAGGCAUAAUUCGAGACUGCUUUUGAAAUUCUGUAUUCUUGAAAAUAUUCUUGUUAUGUAUUAGAUUUUUAAAUACCAGCAAAAGGAUUACCUCAUUGAGAGUUACCAGUACCCUAGCCAACUUCCCAAGAACUUUUUUUUUUAGCUUAACAGUGAUUUUCUUUCUAUUUUUAGAUCAUUCAAAUGCAUAGGUAAAUUAUGUUUUCUUUAAGUGUUUAAGGUAAACUCUUUUAAAGAAAAUUUAAUAUGUUAUAGUUGAACCUUUGACAACUUUAAGUCUUUAUCAUAGACUUUGUACAUAUGUUAAAAUUAACUAGCUCUUUAUCAGAUGUGUGUGUCACCAGCUGAAUGACAGAAGAAACAUAUUUAUGGUCAUGAAUGAUGUACUUUGUAAAAAGGUUUCAAGUUAUUAGGAAGCAUACUGUGUUUUUUAAUCUUGUGUAAUAUUCUGUGAUACUUUUAUAGAACAACUCUGGCUUCGGGAAAGUCUAGAAGCAAUAUUUCUUGAAAUAAAAGGUGUUUAAACUUUA